This is a messenger RNA of Xenia sp. Carnegie-2017, 907 nucleotides long. Its product is annotated as transcription factor LBX2-like. Gene Ontology annotation, molecular function: DNA-binding transcription factor activity, RNA polymerase II-specific; DNA binding. NCBI's taxonomy places the organism in Eukaryota, Metazoa, Cnidaria, Anthozoa, Malacalcyonacea, Xeniidae. The record is from RefSeq and is a predicted model, not a curated record. Gene Ontology annotation, biological process: regulation of DNA-templated transcription. The transcript is spliced from 2 exons. Bases 26 to 730 code for a protein of 234 amino acids.
UAGGAAUAAGAAAGAUAGGAGAAGAAUGGAGAUAGCAGACUUUGUGCAUCGUGUGCUGGCGUUCAUUGCUUCAAUGAAAGUCAACGGCAAAGUUAUCAACAUCAUGAAAGAUUCAGACAUCAACGAGGAUGGCUUGAUGGUGAAGGAAGUUAAUAAACAGACGGAGGAAAAGGAUAAAUAUACAGAGACAAAAAGUAUUGACAAACACCCUUUUUCAAUUGAGUCGAUCUUAAAUGGGACAACUAAACACAGAAAAGCAAGACAAGGAAAAAAUGGCACAACACUGAAGCAAAGACGAGAGAGGUCCGCACUGCCAUUGAACGCUUUAGAAGCAUUUACAAACAAGGCAUUUUUAACAAUGAAACCAGAACGAAUACUCAACGAGGAUGAAGAAAAUAUCGUCAUUCGUGAAAGACUGAAGUAUCUUACGGCAAAGACGACAGCAAAGAAGACAAGACGAAAAGCGCGAACAUGCUUCACUAAUCAGCAAAUUUACGAACUAGAAAGACGUUUCAUCUAUCAAAAAUAUCUUUCCCCACAAGAUAGAGAUGAGCUGUCUGAUAUGCUGAAUCUCUCCAAUGCGCAAGUCAUUACGUGGUUUCAAAAUCGCCGCGCAAAACUGAAACGUGAUAUUGAAGAAAUGCGCAAUGAUCUUGCCGCAACAAGAACACUACAAGCAACGCAAACAGUCUGCACGGAAUUGCAUUGUCGAUAUACGGACUGUAGAUGAAAUGUGCUCAGUGAUACUCUCUCAUGAACAAGUAAAACACAUCCAUAGUUCUGUAGGUCUUAAAAUGAAGCGCAAGUUACAUUUAAUAGCUCCAGGAAAGCUUUCACAGUAAUAUAAAAAACGUUGUAAAAACAUUUAUCAUAAAGGCAUACAUUAUAAAGACGUUCAUUUCUUAGA